Messenger RNA from Thunnus maccoyii (southern bluefin tuna), 4158 nucleotides. RefSeq names its product aldehyde dehydrogenase 1 family, member A3 (gene aldh1a3). The record is from RefSeq and is a predicted model, not a curated record. The transcript is spliced from 13 exons. NCBI's taxonomy places the organism in Eukaryota, Metazoa, Chordata, Actinopteri, Scombriformes, Scombridae. Gene Ontology annotation, molecular function: aldehyde dehydrogenase (NAD+) activity. Bases 239 to 1771 code for a protein of 510 amino acids.
ACUCACAUAGUAUUAGUAAAUACAAUACAUGUUUCAGGAUGUUUCCAAGCUGCUACAAGAACAAGAUUCCCCUCAGAUAAGGACCCUUGUUAUUUUGAUAGGGGCGGAGUUGGGCUUUCCUCAACUGCUGUGUGAGGAGGGAGGAACUCCACAUUCUUAUAAAAAGCCAGUAGAUGGGCUGACACUGUUUAGUAGACGGAGCUGACAGACUGGCUGUGGACUGUACUGCUGACCUAGAAUGGCACAAAAUGGAACAGAGAAUGGAGUGGCCGAUGGGAUCCCAGCUAUGCCUUUUCCCCAGCCUAUCAAAGUCCAGGAGAUCAGGCACACCAAGAUUUUUAUAAACAAUGAAUGGCACACAUCCAGCAGAGGAAGGAAAUUUCCAACUUUCAACCCAGCAACAGGUGUCAAAAUCUGUGAUGUGGACGAAGCAGACAAAGAAGAUGUGGACAAGGCGGUGGAGGCAGCCAAGGCAGCCAAGCAGAGAGGCUCUCCGUGGCAGAGAAUGGAUGCGUCCAGCCGGGGCAAAAUGUUGCACAAGCUGGCUGACUUGAUGGAGAGGGAUCGGCUCCUGCUGGCGACUCUGGAGACUCUGGACACAGGGAAGCCCUUCCUGCAGUCCGUCUUCAUUGACCUGGAUGGUAGCAUCAAAACCCUUCGUUACUACGCUGGCUGGACUGAUAAGAUCCAUGGCAAAAGUCUGCCUGUAGAUGAAAGCUUCAUGUGUUUCACCAAACAUGAACCUGUUGGUGUAUGCGGAGCCAUCAUCCCAUGGAACUUUCCUCUGUUGAUGUUCAUGUGGAAGAUAGCACCAGCCCUGAGCUGUGGAAACACCAUGGUCAUCAAGCCAGCAGAGCAGACCCCCCUCACAGCCCUCCAUGUUGGAUCACUCAUCAAAGAGGCAGGGUUCCCUCCUGGAGUUGUGAACAUUGUACCAGGGUUUGGUCCUACAGCAGGAGCGGCCAUCGCCAGCCACAUGGACAUCAACAAAGUAGCCUUCACUGGUUCUACAGAGGUCGGCCAGCUGAUCAAAGAAGCAGCAGCCAAAAGCAAUCUGAAGAGAGUGACUCUGGAGCUGGGAGGGAAGAACCCCUGCAUUGUUUUUGCAGACUGUGACUUGCAGCUGGCUGUGGAGGAAACACAGAAAGGUGCUUUUUAUAACCAGGGUCAGUGCUGCACAGCUGCAUCACGUGUCUUUGUGGAGGAAAGCAUUUAUGAAGAGUUUGUGCGCUGUAGUGUAGAAAAUGCCAAGAAGAUUGUUAUAGGAGACCCGCUGGACCCUCAGACAUCACACGGACCACAGAUUGACAGACAGCAGUUUGACAAGAUCAUGGAUCUGAUAGAAAGUGGGAAGAAGGAGGGAGCUAGGCUGGAGUAUGGAGGAGCAGCUGUGGGCGAGAAGAGCCUCUUCAUUCAACCCACCAUCUUCACUGGGGUCAAAGACCACAUGCGUAUUGCUAAAGAAGAGAUCUUUGGUCCAGUGCAGUGUAUAUUCAGCUUUAAGAGCCAGCAGGAGGCCAUAGAGAGAGCAAACAGCUCUCAGUAUGGCCUGGUGUCAGCAGUCUUCACUACAAGUAUGGACCGAGCUCUGUCUGUGUCUGCAGCCCUGGAGACUGGCAGUGUCUGGGUAAACUGUUAUAACGCCCUCAAUGCUCAGACUCCCUUUGGAGGGUGUAAGAUGUCAGGCUACGGACGGGAGCUUGGAGAGUAUGCUCUGGCUGAGUAUUCGGAGGUAAAAGCAGUGACCAUUAAAUUGAUUGGAACACUGUGAUGAACUGAAACUCCAGCGCUCAGCACUUCCCAUCACAUCGGGCUGUAUAACAAUUCUCUACGACCCACAUACACUACCUUCUUUGUCCUCAGUCAUGGUUGUGGUGUUGAGAUUAAGGUUAGGCCUAUAUAUUAAUUAGCUUAACCAUGAUAUCAGACUCCUUCAAAAAGUUAUAGUUUGUUCACCUUUUAUAUAAUAUACUGUAGGUGAGGAUUUACUCAACAGCUUCUGUAGUUUCAGUAAAAAAAUGUAUAACUGGUAAAGCUUCAUUUUACAGUUUUGUAUUUUCCUAAAAAUGUAUUCAGAAGUUCCCCAGAAAUAAGCAUGUGAAAAUAUAGUGAAAAUAUAGACAGUUUUCAGUUGGUACAUUUCCUAUUAAUUAAUGCCAAGUAAUUGCUGGUGUAAUCCAUAGGGCAAAAAAGGUGGAUAGUGUGCAGAUCCAACCCUAGAUGGGUACAGACAAACAAAGGAAAAGGAGAGGUCUGUCUGCACUGACAUUUGCAAGCUCCCAAGUAUAUUGCAAUGUUUCAAACUGCAAGGUCUUCAUCAGGCUGGUUUAGCCUGUGUGCAGACAGCCUCUCCUUUCCAUACAGCACUCAGGACAGCUGAACAUGCAAAAAUAUGAUAUUUUGUCUACAGCCAAGCAUACAAUUCAACAUAUAUGAAGAAUAAUAUUUCCAAUAAUAAAUGAAUACUCAAUGAAUAUUUACAUUGGUUUAAACAAAGCAGUUCUUUGUAGAAAAAUACAAAAAAUUAAAAAAACCCUCAAGGUCCUAUUAUUGGGAACAUAUUUAGAGCUUUCACCCACAUCUUUGGCCUUCAUCAGUGUAAGGAAUUUGUUCAGACAGCUGAUGUCUGUUUCUGAUGUUCAUUCAGUCUCUUGUUUGGGGUCCUUGCUGUUUCGCUGAUGUAGUGUGACACAUGUGAUGUUAUGAUGAUGUCAUACACAACUCCAGUCUUCCUCUCAAGAGCGUUCUGUCUUUAGGGUACCAGCAGAGAUGUUAAGGUGUUGCAUGGUUUGUGGUAAGUACUGACUCCUUGAGACUUGAAGACUUUGAUUAGAUGUUCUGACAGUUCUACCAUGAAAAAAAGAGUCCCACUUUAGCCAUCUGUCCACUGCAGGAACUUUCCCUAGAGGACCAAAAACCAUUUGAGGAACUCAGUUCCCCUACCUGUGUUUCCACCUGAGAGGCCAUGGUCUAAAUUAGGUUCUAGGGAGGUUGUUGUUACCCCCCAAAAAGUCCCUGCCCGGGAAGGAUUACUUUCCAAAAGUAUAGGAUGUUAUUUAUAUUUGUUUAUUUGUUAGGAUCCCCAUUAGCUGUGCCCUAAAGCACAGCUGGUCUUCCUGGGGUCCACAUUUAAAAACAUACAUUAAACAUUACAGUCAACACAACUGACAUACAUAGACAUAUUUUAGAGAAUACAAUAAAUAUAUGAGUACAACUUACACAGCAAAAAACUACAAAUCAGCAUAAGCAUAGCAUUCUACAAAUAUGUUGUUCCUAGGUGUGUCCUUAUUUGCUUUUUAAACAUUGAUUUCUGUGUUAAUUUAGUCAGUAAUAGUGGUAAAGAAUUCCAUGUUUUCAUUGCUCUAUAUACUACUGUGCAUUUAAGGAAAUUAGUAUUUGCCUUAGGAAGUGAAAACUGGCUUUCUGUUGUCUGUCUGGUGGCAUAUGUGUAUGACUCUAAAUUGUGUUUUAAUUGACUGUACUGAUAUGGAAUUUUGGAUUGUACAACUUUCCAUGUUCAGAGCAGAAGUGCAGUGAUCAGUCUGUCUUCAACUUUUAGCCAGUUGAGAUGGGAGUGCAUGCUAUUGAUGUUAGUGUUGUACAGACACUGGAGAGCAAGGCGUGCUGCCUGGUUCUGUACUAGCUGAAGUUUGCUUAUAUCUUUUUUGUGACAUUCGCUCAAUUAUUGCCAGUUAUUUGGCAGUAAUCAAGCUGCGAAAGAAUAAGAGUACUUAAAACAAGUUUAGUUAAAUCCGGUGUAAGAUAUAUUCUGGGUCGCCUUACUACACCUAAUGUCUCGCCCAAUACUUUUGACCAGGACAAUUUGUCAAGGGUGAUGCUUAAAAGCUUGGUUUCCUUUACUUUCUGGAAAGAUGUUUUAUUUAUAAAGAGUUUAAACUCUGGUUCUCACCUUAGAGAAGGAUUUGAACCAAAUGCUAUGCUUUUUGUUUUGGAUAAGUUAAGUAUCAGUUUGUUUUUAAAGAUCCACUUUCCGAUAAUAUCUAGCUCCCUGUUCACAAUGGUAGUCAAAUCAGCAGGUGUUGCUGCUGAUGCAUGUAGUCCUAGAGUUGGGGGUACUCCCCAGAUAUAAAGCUAAGCUACGAACACACUCCAUACUCCAUAACCUGUUGUUCUCCUUUCCACAAAGUUAUGUUGUAA